Malurus melanocephalus (red-backed fairy wren) is the source of this 778-nucleotide messenger RNA. RefSeq names its product homeobox protein Hox-C10-like. Gene Ontology annotation, molecular function: RNA polymerase II cis-regulatory region sequence-specific DNA binding; DNA-binding transcription factor activity, RNA polymerase II-specific. NCBI's taxonomy places the organism in Eukaryota, Metazoa, Chordata, Aves, Passeriformes, Maluridae. The record is from RefSeq and is a predicted model, not a curated record. Gene Ontology annotation, biological process: regulation of transcription by RNA polymerase II. The transcript has a single exon. Gene Ontology annotation, cellular component: nucleus. The annotation marks the transcript as partial.
AGCCCCUGGCUGGAGUAUUCGUCCCUCCGAGCCGCCUCGGAGAAAAUGUCAUGUCCCGACAGCGGGACUUUCGUGCUGGAGCCGCUGAGCCGCGCGGAUUUCUCCGCGGGCCAGGCCAUGUUCGCGCAGCCCGGCGCGGAUUUCGCGAUGCGCGGCUGCUCCGGCCUCGUCCCUUCCCUCCCCAAACGCGACGAGGUGGCCCUGGGCUCCUUCCCGCCCUACCUGGCGCAGCUGGACUCUUGGGCCGAGCCUAAGAGCGGCUUUAGGCUGGACCAGCCCCAGGCGCGGCCGCUGCCGCCCUGCGCCUUCCCGGGCGGGCCGGUGAAGGAGGAGAGCGGCUGCUGCAUGUUCGCCCCGGGCGAGCGGCCCAAAAGCGGCCCCGAGCCCUCCACAUUCUCCUCCGCGCUGCCCGAGCCCUGCCUGGCCGAGCCCGAAACGCCCGCGGGCGGYUUUUUCCGCGGAAGCGCGAGUUACGCGGGUUUGGAGAAAGCUCCGAGCGAGUUCCCGUUCGAGGGGAGGGCGAGUCUGAGAAACCGMAACGAGCGGCUGGAAACGGUUCCGCCGACCCCUCCUCCGCCUCCCUCCGCGCCCGCGGAGCGCCUCUCGCCCCAAUUCCGAGGGAAUUUCACCCCAAAUUGCGGCGCGGAGCAGCCGGCGGGAGGAGAAAUCAAAAGGGAAAAAAGCGGCGGAGCCAAAGCGAGCGCGGCGGAGGCGGAAAAAGAGCGGAGGAAAAGCGGAGACGGCGCCAGCACCGACAAUUCCGACUGCGAGGCGAAAG